CAACAGUACGGUCACAUUGGCCAUCGCCUUGACAGCGAUUCUGAGUUUUCGCUUGCGAUUAUUUUUAUUUUUUUAGUUUAUAACCGUAUACUGUGAUCUCCCAAAAGCUAACAAAUAUUAGAGCAAAGUGCCUGGAUAACCAGUAUCUCGUGAUGGAUCGGGAUUCGAGCAUGCAGGCGAAAAACCUAGAUGCUCAAUGCAACCCAGACCUCAAAAUGGCGUCUGCAAAUUCAGAAACUUUAGCGUCGGCAACGCACGAGCUGAAAAUUAUGGACGUAGAGGGUGGUGCUCUGGUGGAUCCGGAUCACAUCGAGGAAGUGGAGACCUCCAUGGUCAUCGUGGUGGAUGAUGACGAUGGGGAUGUGGCCAUGGUGGUGGAGGAGGACAAGCACCCGAUGCGGGAUGACCCGUGUAUUGAGGACAUCAUGGAUGACGAACAUGCUCCAUUGGUGGCCGAGCUACAGUCCGCUCUAAAUAACCCAGACGACAAACAGGCCAGCGAGGAUCCCCUCCUGGAAGACCAGGAACGUGAACCCGAUGCCAUGUCCACUAAAACUGAACCCUCCAGCGAUGCGGAGAGCUCCCAUUCGUACCACGAUCCCAUGGGCCUGCUGGAGAGGAUUGAAAUCCAUGAUCCGGGAGACAGCCAGGAUGACGACGACGAGGAUGACGAAAGCAGCAAUGGCGGUGGCGUUGACGGAGGCAUGCGCCGCAAGAUGCCCCGCGCACAGCGCUGGCUCCUCUGGAUGAAGCGUUGGCCCUGGAUCCUACACGAGGACUCCGAUGGCACCUUAGCGUUCUGCCUUUACUGCAACAUAUCCAUUAACGUGAACAACCGCUCUAGACACAUCCAACAGCACAACGUGUCGCUCUCCCACCAGGAACGCGAGUGCAACUAUCUGGCAUUCAAGAAAAGUGAGGAGGAAACUCGAGGAGCAAUCAGCGACAACGAAAUCAAGCACGAAUUCGGCACCAAGAGCUAUGUGGCCGCCAUGAAGCAAAAACGAAUCUCCGAGACCGAGGCAUUUAACAACUUCAACUGGCUGCGUUGGCUCCGUUGGCAUCCUUGGCUUGAACGUUCCAUGCCCACAGGGACCAUCGGGACAUGUCGCAUCUGCAGCGUGCGAAUGAACGUGGAGUUUGUCUAUUUGCGCAAGCGCCACGAAACCACCAAAGGUCACAUGGAGGCACUGCGCAACCUAGAUUCCGAUAAGCGGAGUCGGAAGCGAAAGAGGAGCAAGAGCAACAGCGUGACCAAUAGCGGCGGGGAUGAGGCCGAGCGAGAGAAGGAAUCUGAACCAGAAGUUGGGCCGGAGGAUGCUCAGGACACCCCUGUGGUUAUGAUGAACGGCGAUGUGGACUCAGGCGACGACCCUGGCAAGUGGUGUGCACUGAUUCCGGACACCAAUCCACAGCAAUGCCGAUGUACGCUCUGCAACUGCACAAUGGCGAUUACCAGCUUCCUACGGCACUGUAAAACCAGAGCUCAUUGUCACAUGCUAUCGACACCCGCUGAAAAGGGCUCUUCAGAUAUUCGCGGCAUUUGGGCCGUGUUCGCCGACAUGCAUCCUUGGUUGAUUGCUGAUCCCGAAGACCCCAGCAUUGGGUACUGCAGCGUCUGUCGCAAGCGAUUCAUGUAUGGAAACUCAGAGAUCAAGCGCAAGAAUCACGAAAAAUCCGAGAAGCAUACCUUGGCUUUGGCCAGCGCCAAGGCAGGCAUCGAAGUUGGUUCGGCUGACGGCAGAGGCGGCGAUAACAUGGAUGAAGAGGAAGCGGCGGCAAGUGAUCAAGCCCAGUCAUCGCAGACCGAUGACAGCGAAGAUAAUGACGAUGACAAUUGGUCCGAGAUCCAAAAACUCGGAAAAGGUUUUGCUCAUAAGUCCUCUAGCGAGCCAAGAAAGGCCACGGUUCGCGCUGGGGUACGUUUUUACCCGUGGCUUUGCUACUCCAAGGACCGAAAGACUCAGAUUUGCAAAUUCUGCCGCGUGCGCUUUCACAACGAAGCGGCAAAGGCGCGGCAUGAGUUGAGUGCCCGGCAUGUAAAGCUGGUAAAGCAGUUCAAAAUGCGGCAAGCGAAACUGCACCAGGGCACAAACACGCAAACUAAACAUAAUGCGCAGGAUGAUGAAGAAUCACAGGAACAGGACGAGGAAUAUGGAGAAGAAGAGGAGGACGCAGAAGAAGAUUCCCAAAGCAACUUCGACUUGGGCACCGUGCAGGCAAGAAAGACUGCUCGAGCGGACAAUAAGCUUUUUGUCAAGCCCAUUCCGGCAACCAUGAAGGGCAAGGUUAUGGUGUGGAAGGGCCGCUUCCCGUGGCUCUCCUACAAAAAGAACGAGCAGCGUGGAAACUAUGCUUGGUGCAAGCUGUGCGAAGUGUCUCUCUACCUGCCCUCAUCCAAGUGGGCCUCCAAGCACCAGAGGACUUCCCGACACAUACGCCUCCGCAUUGAUCGAAAGCGCAAUGGUGGCAACCCUUUGAAAACAUCGAACAAAAACUCAGGUGAAAUAUCCACUGUUGUGGCCACAGCUUCGGCUUUGGCCAGCGCCGAGGCUAGACAGAAAGCGGCUAUGGCAGAGCUGCAAGCGAAGUACGACUGGCUGGAUCCUGAUGCCAAUGACGAGAAUCACUGUCACUGCCGUGUUUGUGAUAGCCGGCUGCCGAUCAAGGUAUUUUACCUGCGGCAACACGACGCUUCGCGUAAGCACGUCGAAAAUAAGGAGCGGCAAAGGGCCAAUGCCGCCGCUGCCGCCAAUGCACCAUCAGUUAGUCCCACUUCCACCGUUGAUGCGGAAAGGCAGGAGUCUGGAAUGGACAAGGAGAGCGAAAACGAUAUGAGCGUUCGAUCCGAUGGCAGCACAGCGGAACCGCUGGCGAAGCGGUCCCGACGCUCAAUGGAGGUUCGUCGCAUAAUACGCGCCCUUCGCGACUCAAUGGGCAAGCGACAGGAAGAACGCUCCCAAAUGGACAUGGCCAGGGACAUGAUAUGCUCGUCGUUUGAUAUUGUUACACGCUUGCGAACUUUGGAACGGGAGUCGGUCGCACAUAACGAGUCUAUGGCCCAGGCGCCGCCAUCGGUGACAGUGUCACCGAUUAAGCCACCGGAGCCACGACAUGUAAUGGAUCUCUUCUUUGACAGCAUUUCGCCGACCAUGAAGUCCCUGCCGCCGGAUUUAGCCGCAGAGGGCAAGUCGAAAAUCAUGCAGCUCGUUUGUAGCUUGGAGCUUCGAGCCAUGCAGAGAAAUGCGACAACUCCAACCCCAGCUACAGUUUCUGCUUCCUCGAAAUGGCCUUCUUCAACUACGGUGACCCCAGUUAAAACUCCUCCUGCUCCUAUUUCAGCUCCCCUUGCUUCUGUCGAUGCAGAUUUGCAUUCCUCGGUUGUCACAACACCGCAUGAAUACAAUAAUGGGCAGAACAAUAAUAACGACAAGGAAACCGUACCGAAAGAGCCAGUUACCGGGGCUUCCUCUGCCCAAGUGACCAUCAAUGGGAGCGCCAAAGACCUGCCAGAGAAUAUACGCCGUAUCUUAACUUCCAACCAAACGCAAGUGACCAACCGCCUCGAGACGGAUUCCGUGCGUUGUGUACCUCUUGACAAACUAACAACACAGAGUCGGACCAACGUGAACGGACGACUCAGUCAAGGUGGCACUUCGGAAGCACCAUCCACCCCACAGGCGGACCUUAGCAAUGGUAACACGUUGGCCAUGAUCAGGCAGAUACGGGUUAACAAUAACAACAGUUCCAAGAUCACCGUUACUAAUACGCCUCAGAUGCAACAGCCGCAGCAGGCACAGGCAAGCAUAACGUCCUCGACUCCAAUAAUGCGUGGUGGUCCCAGCAGCAACGGUUGUCAAAUCACAACAUUUCGGACAAUGGUGAACCAUAACCGCAGGCCAUAGAGCUCCUAGGAAAUAUGAAUCAAACGUAACUUAAGACUUUAUCACUGUCAUUAUUUAAAUUCGACUCAAUCAGAUAUACUUUACGUUAAUGAUGAAUACUUGCAAGCAAUUGUUCAAAAUUUAGAAUACACAAACGAUGGAGCUUCUUCCAAGAUAUCACAUAGAACACUACUCCUUCAACGAACUACGAACCUGUUGCUUCCGAAACUUGCAUGUUUUGAAGACGAUUUGUUUCGAAACCAUUCCAAUACCCGAAAAAUUUUUAUUUUUCAUGGAGAAAAUUACAAACUAUGGACUUAUUCAAGUCCAAAAUAUAGUAAACUUUAUGUCUUUUAAUUAUAAUCCUUACUAAUUCCGGUUUAUCCACUUUGUGGCUGCUCUGUUUAAGUCUAAAUUCAGUUUCAGUCGUUAGGAGUGGACCUUACGAUCAACUCGAUUCGUUUCGAUGCCGUUGCUGAGGCUCCGCAGCUGGCAAUCCGUUUUGCACCACCGCGUUUCCAGGUUUCUCAUCGCUCGUUAUCGUGGACAGCUCGAUUUCACGCAGUUCCCCGAGGAGCCGUCGCAUCGAGCUGUGCAUAAAGGCGUUCUCAGGCAUCUGAUAGCCACCAGUCGCAGAGAGAGCAGCCGGUGCGUUAGCGGGAGUGGAGGAAGCCGUUGGCUUUGGCGGUUUGCUGACAGUGUUUAGCUGCUUCUGCUCGUUGGCCUCCAGAGCCUGGUCGAUGGGCGCCGAUCGCUGGUGCAGCGGGAACAUGAAUUUAACGUCCAGAAAGCUGCAUAGCUCUUCAAUCCCGUCCAGUGUCCGACCGAGUUCUUCGCUACCAUUCGCCUGCUUUCCCACAUGAUGGCGCACAGUGCUCAGGUAGCUCUGCAACUUGCUUCGCGCUAUCUUGAUUACAGUUUGGGCAUUCUUCAGCUCCAAUCGGAGUAGCUCUGGACUCUGCAAGGGCCAAUACAAAUAUUUCUUAGGAACAGGUCUUUGUAAUAAAAUCAUGAAAGUAAAUGUUACGUUAUAAAUUUUAAAGUAUUUAAGAAUUGACUCACUAAAACCCUACUUAGAAAAUAUGUACAAAAGAUUGGCUUAGAUUUAAGUAGUUUUGUUUUGUUAUAAUUAAAUAUAAUUUAAUAAACGGUUAAAUAUGGUAACAG
Messenger RNA from Drosophila melanogaster (fruit fly), 5051 nucleotides. It is a transcript of the gene Su(var)3-7, whose product is annotated as suppressor of variegation 3-7. The transcript is spliced from 5 exons. Gene Ontology annotation, molecular function: DNA binding. Gene Ontology annotation, cellular component: nucleus. NCBI's taxonomy places the organism in Eukaryota, Metazoa, Arthropoda, Insecta, Diptera, Drosophilidae. The record is from RefSeq and is marked reviewed. The coding region runs from base 153 to 3905 and encodes 1250 amino acids.